Messenger RNA from Adineta steineri, 1566 nucleotides. The record is from the annotation of a GenBank genome assembly. Lineage: Eukaryota; Metazoa; Rotifera; Eurotatoria; Adinetida; Adinetidae.
AUGGGUAUUAAAGAAUUUUUUCAACGUGAUAAUGCAAAACAAACUAAUAUUGAUGACAAUACACUUAUUGCAUUGGGCUAUAAACCAGAACUUAAAAGAGAAUUUCAUUAUCUGAGUGCUUUUGGACAAGCAUGGGGAUCACAAGGACUAGCUCCAUCAAUCGCUGGCUCGUUAAUCUUUGCUCUUGGUUCUGGAGGUUCUGUAGCUUCAGUAUGGACAUGGAUUGUUGGUUGUUUCUUCUUAAUUCCAGUUGCUUUAUCUCUUGGAGAAUUAGGAAGUAGUAGGCCUACUUCUGGUGGUGUUUACUAUUGGGUAGCAAAAUUAACACCAAUUACAUAUCGACCAUUACUUUGUUGGUUUACUGCAUAUAUGAUAACAUUAGGAUAUAUAAUAUGUUACGCUAGUACAGUUUAUGCUACGAUAACAAUGUUUCUAGCAACGAUUAGUAUGGCUACCGGUGGAAAUCAUGUUCCAAAUAAAUAUCAUGAUUAUGGUGUUUAUGUUGCAUUUUGUAUAAUAACAUGUGCACUGAUAUGUUUCUCAUCAAGAAUUCUAUCUAUGUUAAAUAAUUUUUAUGUUUUUUAUCAAGGAUCUUUAUGUCUUGCAUUAAUUCUAUGCGUAGUUAUAUCUACACCAAGUUCAUACAGAAACUUUGCUUCGUUUGUUUUUAUCAAUUUUGAAAAUACAGGUCACUGGACGAACAAUGGUUGGGCAUGGUGUCUUGGACUUUUAACACCAGUUUGGGUCGUCUCAGGAUUUGAAUCGAGUUCAUCAUUAGCUGAAGAAGCUUCGAAUGCUAAUAAAGUAGUACCAUUUGCAAUGAUAUCUUCAUUAUUAAUUUGUUUCUUCGUUGGUACAGGAAUUAUUAUUGCAUUAAUGUUUACUAUGAGUACAGAUAUUUUUGCUUUACUUGGUAGUCAAUUUGGACAAUCUGUUGGACAGAUGCUUUAUAACAGUCUUGGUAGAAACGGUGCAACUACACUUUUCUUCUUCUUAUUUCUUGGUGUCGUUUUUAAUUGUGCAAAUCUUGCAUUUGCCGCUACUCGCAAUAUGUUCGCAUUUUCUCGAGAUGGUGGCUUUCCAUUCAGUACAUUUCUUCGAGUAUUAAACGUACAGAAAAUACCUAUUCGUUGUAUUUGGACAUGUUGUUUCAUUUCUAUAAUAAUUGGAUUAUUAAUGCUGGCAAAUGUUACUGCAAUUACAUCCAUAUUCAAUACUUCAAUUAUUGCCAUGUACUUCGCUUAUAUGACACCAAUUAUAUCAAGAAUUAUUUGGAAGGAUAUAACUCCUGGUGUUUUCUAUUUAGGAAGAUUUAGUUUUAUCAAUUCUAUUGCUGCAGUUCUAUGGAUGAUUUUUAUUGUCAUAUUACUUUUCUUUCCAUCAUAUCAAACACCCAAUGCAGAACAAAUGAACUAUGCCAUUGUUGUAGUUGGUUUCGUACUUAUUUUUUGUUUAUUAUACUAUUACUUUCCAAAAUAUGGUGGCAAGACAUUCUUCCAUGGACCUGUUCGAACUAUUGACUCAAAUGAAACAGUUCCUAUGAAAACAAUUAUUACAAGACAUUAA